Penicillium arizonense is the source of this 870-nucleotide messenger RNA. Its product is annotated as NAD(P)-dependent oxidoreductase. Gene Ontology annotation, molecular function: NADP binding; oxidoreductase activity, acting on the CH-OH group of donors, NAD or NADP as acceptor. Lineage: Eukaryota; Fungi; Ascomycota; Eurotiomycetes; Eurotiales; Aspergillaceae. The transcript has 5 exons. The record is from RefSeq and is a predicted model, not a curated record. Bases 1 to 870 code for a protein of 289 amino acids.
AUGACAUCAUCGACUCUGAGUGUUGGCUGGUAUGGCCUUGGAUCGAUGGGGCUGGGAAUGUCCCUCAAUCUCCAAAAAUAUCUUCUGAGCAACAAUUUGUCGCCACUUCGUUACAGCAACCGCACUUUGUCAAAAGGUGAUCGUCUUCGUGAUGAAGGAGCCAUACCUGAAGAGAAGUUCGAAGAUGUCGUCCAAAACUCGGAUGUAAUUUUUACAAUGAUUUCCAAUGACGAUGUCCUAAAGGAACUAAUUAACAAGGCCCUGGUCGCGGGCGAUUCAUUGAAAGGCAAAAUAUUUGUAGACACUUCUACUAUUCAUCCAGAAACGUCAGAAUGGGCCACAUCGCGCCUAAGUAAACACGGAGCAGCGUUCGUAGCUGCUCCAGUGUUUGGUGCUAGCCCCGUGGCAGCCGCUGGGAAGCUGAUCUUCGCGGUAGCCGGACCUGCUAUGGCAGUUGAGACAAUCAAGUCUCUUAUCAUGAACGUCAUGGGACGUAGCAUCAUUGAUAUGGGAGAAGACGUGCGAAAAUCCAGCCUCCUCAAAAUUUCCGGGAAUAUUCUCGUUAUCAGCUUCAUGGAAGUGAUUGGCGAAGCGCAAGUAUUUGCCGAAGUGACGGGGCUUGGCAAUCAACAGUUGGAGGAAUUUAUUGGCAAUAUGUUUGGUCCCGUGCUCGAGAGCUACUCAAAACGUAUUACUACUGGCGCGUAUGCACCGCCGCUGGACACGUCUCCCGGGUUUGCAGCCGCCCUUGCAAGCAAAGACAUGAACCACGCUCUCUCCAUCGCUGCCAGUCAUUCAACUCGUCUCCCAACGCUCGAAACUGCAUCACAUCGUCUUAUGUCAGCACGAGAAUAUGCUGCUUCUGACUAA